AUGCGCCUGGAAUUGACGGGGAAGGGCAAGUCGACCGCCCUCGAGCCGCACCGCGCCGAUCCCAUCCUCACUGGUGACCACAUCCUCGACGUCAUUUCUGUCGUGGCCGCGCAUGAGGACACGGACUUCGACGCCAUCAAGGCUCGCAUCUCGGAAGGCCUGAUCCCCGGGUUGCCUGGGCCAUCGGAGCCGCGCUUCACGGAGGGCGGCAGCACCACCGGCUUCCACUACCCCGACUUUGGUGCAGCAAUGCGUCAGGUCAUCAGCGACUCUCUCGCCCGUCACCACAUCCGUGGAGAGGCCGCGGCGGCCAAGUUCAUUCGGGCACUCACCGGCACAGCCUAUGUGUCGGAGACGGUUCAAUGCUUCAUCGUGAAUGCCGGGCAUAGCCGACACGCCGAUGGCUUGAAGAAGUGGGCGUUCUGCUGGCCAGAGGACCAGGUCUCGAAUGUCUUCGACAAGGAGACGGUCCAGGGGUUCGCUGAGCGCCAGGAGGUCUAUGCUGCGGCCGUCGUCUUUGCUCGACAACUCACGUCGACCGGUGGCAACACGCUUGCCAAACUCUCGCAACGACUCCGAGGCAAGCGGUAG
Molecule: messenger RNA, 591 nt
Organism: Vanrija pseudolonga
Lineage: Eukaryota; Fungi; Basidiomycota; Tremellomycetes; Trichosporonales; Trichosporonaceae
Exons: 2
Coding region: 1-591 (196 amino acids)
Source: RefSeq, a predicted model, not a curated record